This is a messenger RNA of Limulus polyphemus (Atlantic horseshoe crab), 3712 nucleotides long. RefSeq lists its product as uncharacterized. The record is from RefSeq and is a predicted model, not a curated record. The transcript is spliced from 7 exons. Gene Ontology annotation, molecular function: oxidoreductase activity, acting on metal ions. NCBI's taxonomy places the organism in Eukaryota, Metazoa, Arthropoda, Merostomata, Xiphosura, Limulidae. Bases 476 to 1657 code for a protein of 393 amino acids.
CCAGCUAAAAAAAAGUAAGGGAACGCAGUCUCCCUUGCGUUCCAACACCACUAUAUAUAACUCUAAAUUCUAAUAUGUCAUUUCCCGUGAAAUGAAGUUGUGUUGUUUUUGUUAGGUGUUGCUCAAUGCAUUUCAGCUUAAACUGUUUAUAGUAAAGAGAUGCCGUGGAAUCUGCAGGAAAUGAAAAAGGAACUUGCGAAAUUAAUUAACGGAUGUUUUGUAAGACACUAGGUUAAAAAAACUUAGGCACCAAAUCUGAAUAACUUUGACUUUGAGCCUAUUGUCAGUUUUGAUUUUCUAUAUUAAAUGCUUAAAACUUUAUUUUCACUACUUAUUAUGUAUGCUCAACUCGAAGUAAUGGAAGGUGCUACUAGAAGGUUAAGCACUGAACAAAAUAAGUUGAUAAACUUACCUGACUGUUAGUACACAAUUGCAUGACUGCCGAUGUAAUGUGUGCGGUAUUAUAGAAAUUGCAAUGUUGGAGAGUAAGCGGCUUGUAAUUAUUAACAUGAAAAGAAUUAACCUGGUUCAUUAUUUAUACGUGUUUUUCAUAUUUUUUAAUUUAACAGUUGAUUCUUUAGAAGUUAAUUAUGGCUUUGUUAAAGAAGAAUGUGAAAGUAUGAUUCCAACUAGGCCUAAUGUGAGUAAUGAACUAAAACCAGCUAACUGGGCAAACCCUUACAAGAUAAUUGUGGCAAGUGGACUGAAGUACAGAAGAGGAGAGCCAGUAACUGUUAAAAUUGAGCAGUCACCAGAAGGUUUGAUACUUCAAUGUAGAGAAGUAAAUGGUAAUAAGCGAGUUGGUCAGUUCAUAGAAUGGCCAAGCAGUAUGCAACCUUUGAUGUGUGAUGAAGAGAGAAAUUCUUCAGUAACUCAUGUGAACAUGAAACCUAAAACUAACCUGUCCUUUGUUUGGGAAACUUGGGAACCAGAUUUGACAGAUGUGCAGUUUGUAGCUACUUUCAUCACUUCUAGAGAAAUCUGGGAAAAAGUUGGAAGCAAAUCUGUUAGAUUAGUUUCUCAAUUUCCUUUGAGUCUACAAGAUUGUGCAACAAAGAAGAGUUGUGUUUGUAUAGGUAAAAAAGAAGCAAAGACUCAGAUAUCUCAGUCCUAUGAUUAUGUCCUAACUUUCAUGACACUGCCUCAACAAAAAAGUAUAGGAAUUGCAAUGGGAGGCAUCCUUCCCAACAUAGAUAAAGGCUAUCUUGCUGUAGCUUUUACAGCUGACAAAGAAAAGCUAAGUAAACUGACAGUGUUGGCCUGUUUCCGAUCUGGUGACUUAACUGACACUUCACUCUUCGUGGUCAAUACUUUAGAGGAAAAACCUGUUGAGAAAAGUGGAAUUCUGGAGGAAAAAAUACAAGAAUUAUAUAAGGAUCACUUGUGGUGUCAAUUUACAGUACCUAUGAGCAUGCCAGGAAAUGAAGCUUUACAUUUGGAACAGCCAUUAUACCAAGUAUAUUUCUCUGGAAAACUGGAUGAUCAUAAUGGAAUAAUUUUACCCCCAACAGAGAAGAUGAUUGUCUCCAACUCAAUGCUGACAGCAAAAGAGAUCAUGAAGAAAACCUACACUUUAUCAACUGCAUUUCUUUUAAAAAAUCAGAUAGUUAUGACUCUUUUAUUUACAUUAUUGUCUUUAUCACUGCUAUUUUUGUGAACUUGAGUUCUGCACUAUUGUGGACUUAUUUUAAGUGAAAAUGCUGUAGUCUUAUCAUAUGUGUUCAUCUGUUUAUUUUUAUUUUUUCCAUUUUGUUGUAAAGUUGUAGAAAAAUAUAGUAUACAAUACAUUAGCUUUAUUGAGAAACCAAUUGAAUAUUAUGGCUUACUACGUGUAUGGAUGGGAAAGAAAGGGAAUCAACACUUUUAAAGUAAUAAACAGUAACACAUUGAUUUAAAAACAUUGAAAGAAAAUGUAACUAUAUGUGUAACAUUUCAUAAUAAUUUGUGCCCCUUGUGUAUGAUGAAAUUUAGACAAAAAAAGCUGGUUGUAAGGCAUAAAACUGAGAGACUUAAGUAAGUAUUCAUCCUUUAAGUAAGUCAUACCUAGGUCAUUUGAUUUGAAUUACUAAUAAUUAUUUUGCUUUUCAUUAAGAAAAAGUCAUUGCCUGUAAAUUUGAUACUCAUUUAAUUACCAGAAUAACCUGUUGUAUAAUAACAUGUUCUACUAUGAUGUUACAUUCAACAUCAGAAGUUAAAACUAUUUUUAAAUGUUCCACAAAGAUGCUUACAACAGAUUGCUACAUUUUCACCUGCUGUAACUACAUGGAACUAACUUUUCUGUCUUGCAAGCAGCAUAAUUAUAUAAUGUUUUGCAUUCAGGGAUUAAUACAAGCCUGCUGAAUUAUGAGGAAAUAUUAUCUGUAGGAUUUUUAUACUGUAAAAGAAAUGAAGUAUAUAUAUAUAUUGUAAAAUAUUUUGCAUGUUGUGCCACAUGGUGAAAAAUUCUUUCCGAUAUAUUUCUUGCAAACUCUUUGUCAUUUUUUUAUUUCUUAAACGUAUAUAAGAAUGUAAGUGUAUGUAUAAACCACAGCUACUGUGGUCUCAUCAAUUACUCUUCAUUAGACAUAUGAUGUGUGCUUUUGCAUUAUUUUAUAUACAGUAUAAGAAAUUUUCAAAGACAGUGUUUUUUGCCACUGAACUAGAUGUACGUACAUAUGGACGUUUUACAAGAUGCAGUAAAAUACAAACUACAUUCCUUGAAUUUUAAAAAUGUUUUCUGUAGCAUUGAUCCUAACUUGAUUACGUAGAAAUUAAUCAUUGUUAAUUAAGAAAGAAAAUUGUAUACACCUAAAUAGCAGUUCCCAAAGUUUAUGGAGCUGAUGCUUUGUGGAUUCCAGUAUACUGAGUUUGUUUUAUAUCUUUCAGUAAUGAAAGAUUAAUGCAUUGACUAUUUUAAUUUAAUUCAUUGCUAUGUCAGUGCAGCUUUUCUUUUGAAUAUACUAAGGCACAAAGCUGCUGAGAAACUCAGGUAUUUCAGUUCCACAGGACAAUUUAAUACAGUUCAUGAAAAAAACAUUUUGAUUAUGUAGUAAAAUUAAUAAAAGCAGUGUUUGUUUGGGAGAAAAAUAAAUUUAGUUAGGCAAACUAAAAUUUCUUGUAUUGUAAUUCUUUUCAUUCUCAACAGUACAACAUGGAUCAUCUGAAUAAAAGGCAUAUCAGUGUAUAGAAUAUUGUGAGGAUAAAGAAACAUUGUCCAGAACAGUUCAUGCUUACAGUAGCUUAAUUCAAGGAUAGGCUUUAUAUGUUGGUUUAGAAGAAUGGAAAAUGUAUUUGAAACACCACACCAUAUAUAAACUUUAUUUAUUAAUACAUGAUUCUAGUGUGUUUGUGGUGAAAUUUUGGUCAUGUAGGAAAAGUAGUUCAUAAUAUAAUUUCAAAUAUGUAGUUUUCUGUAUAAUCACCCUAUAGGUUGUACUACAAUCAUUCAUUGACUUUCUUGUUCUUGCCUUCUAGAACUGAAAAAAUGUGUUAGAGAGUACUUUUGAUACUAUGUCAUAUAUGUUUUUGUGUGUGUGUAAAAGCCACUGUAUUGAAUGCUACCUUCGUUGCUAAAGUUCAUGUUGGUUCAGUGGUUAGUCUCAAGCAGAAAGGAAGUCUUGCGACCAUUAACUAUGUUGUGAAACAUUGUAGCAUUGUCUAGAAACUCUACCUGGUUUAGAGAAGGGAAAUGGUAAAGCCGUUAAUGAAGUUACUAAAAAUGAUGUGACUGUUA